Messenger RNA from Quercus robur (English oak), 2212 nucleotides. RefSeq names its product histone acetyltransferase GCN5. The record is from RefSeq and is a predicted model, not a curated record. Gene Ontology annotation, molecular function: protein binding; histone H3 acetyltransferase activity. NCBI's taxonomy places the organism in Eukaryota, Viridiplantae, Streptophyta, Magnoliopsida, Fagales, Fagaceae. Gene Ontology annotation, cellular component: histone acetyltransferase complex. Gene Ontology annotation, biological process: chromatin remodeling; positive regulation of transcription by RNA polymerase II. The transcript has 13 exons. Bases 194 to 1873 code for a protein of 559 amino acids.
GUUGAGAAAUGAAAUUAAUGGCAAAUUCGUAAAUUGUGCACGUUCGUCGUCAUUCUCGUUCAGUUCCUACCUCUGCAAAUUGAACUUCAAAGUUCGAACCCUAAACUCACUGAGCGAGGUGAGCUCUCUUUAAUUAUAAACGUUUUUAUAACACUGAGUGACACAGAGUCGAGUCGACUCGGCCGAGUCAAAAAUGGACACGCACUCGUCGCACCUCACAGCGCCGAACCGCUCCCGAAGCUCUCAGUCUCCAUCUCCGUCUCACUCCUCCGCCACCUCCUCCAUCCACAAGCGCAAGCUCGCGUCUGACGACCACGCUCCCCCUUUCCCUCCCUCCUCCCUCUCCGCCGACACUCGCGACGGCGCUUUGACCUCCAACGACGACCUCGAGAGCAUCUCCGCCCGCGGUGGCGGCGCCGACUCUGACUCCGACGACGAUUCCGACGAGGAAGCCCCCGAAGCCGCAAACGCCGAAGACUCCGACGAAGACGACUCCUCCAUUCGCACCUUCACCACAGCUCGCCUCGACGCCGCCAACGCGGGUGGAGGCUCCGGCUCGGCUCGCAACACGAAGAUCAAGACGGAGAAUUUGAGCUCCUCCGCCACGGUUAAGAUCGAGAAUUCGGAUGGCACGAAGGACGGUGGGGCCCAGGGGACCGGUCCGGCGGGUCCCACAGCUCCGGCCGGAAGCUCGGUGCCUGGAAUCGUUGUUAAAGAAGACGCCACGAAGAUCUUCACUGAGAACAUUCAGACCAGUGGAGCUUAUAGCGCCAGAGAAGAAAGUUUGAAGAGAGAGGAAGAGGCAGGAAGGCUCAAGUUUGUGUGUCUAGCAAAUGAUGGAGUUGAUGAGCAUAUGGUUUGGUUGAUUGGAUUGAAGAAUAUUUUUGCAAGGCAAUUACCUAACAUGCCUAAAGAGUACAUUGUCCGCCUUGUUAUGGAUAGAAGCCAUAAAUCUGUAAUGGUUAUCCGACGUAAUUUGGUUGUUGGUGGUAUCACAUAUCGCCCAUAUAUCAGCCAGAAGUUUGGGGAGAUAGCUUUUUGUGCUAUCACAGCUGAUGAACAAGUAAAAGGUUAUGGCACCAGGCUGAUGAAUCACUUAAAACAGCAUGCACGUGAUGUAGACGGGCUAACUCAUUUUCUGACAUAUGCUGACAAUAAUGCUGUGGGCUAUUUUAUCAAACAGGGUUUUACCAAAGAGAUCCACUUGGAGAAAGAUCGAUGGCAUGGGUAUAUAAAAGAUUAUGAUGGAGGAAUCCUUAUGGAAUGCAAAAUUGAUCCAAAGCUUCCAUACACAGAUUUGUCAACUAUGAUUCGCCGUCAGAGACAGGCAAUUGAUGAAAAGAUAAGAGAGCUCUCAAACUGUCACAUCGUUUAUUCUGGAAUUGAUUUUCAGAAGAAAGAAGCUGGUAUUCCCAAAAAAAUCAUCAAAGUUGAGGAUAUUCCAGGAUUGAGGGAGGCUGGGUGGACCCCUGAUCAGUGGGGCCAUUCACGGUUUAGAAUUGUAAGCGCUUCUACAGACAGUGUCACUCAUCAAAAACAUCUGACUGCAUUCAUGCGCUCGCUUCUAAAGUCGCUGAAUGACCAUGUUGAUGCUUGGCCAUUCAAGGAACCAGUUGAUGCACGAGAUGUCCCCGACUAUUAUGACAUCAUCAAAGAUCCAAUGGAUCUGAAGACAAUGUCGAAGAGGGUAGAGUCCGAGCAAUAUUAUGUAACAUUUGAGAUGUUUGUUGCGGAUGUUAAAAGGAUGUUUGCCAAUGCUCGCACCUACAACUCCCCCGAGACCAUUUAUUAUAAAUGUUCAACCAGGUUGGAAUCCCAUUUUCAAAGCAAAGUUCAUUCAGGUCUCCAAUCAGUUAACAAAAUUCAGCAGUAACGGAUUCCAUAUAUGUAGUACUCUUUUCUGAAGUAUAUCUGCAUGUGGAUCAUGUCACUCAUGGGUCACGAUGAUUUUUUUUCUUGUUCUAUGAGGUUCACAUAAUGGGUGGAAUACCAUACGUGGAGAAUCACUCUGCUACAAUGGCCAAUGGUCACUCCACCAAGUCCAAUCACAGGACAACCAACUCAGCUAUUAUCAUUGUAGGAAAACAGCUUUAGGAUGAAUAAUGGAAUUGUUUCUUGCCGACAGAUAUUUAUGUAUUAUGUAGUUACAAUUGUCAAAUUAAUUUGUAAAAUUUUCCGUAAAAUUAAUAGUAGCUGUAAUACUUUUCUGAAA